UACGGAAACCUUGCGUAAGCUAGGCAACAUCGCGUCUGAAUCGCAACUUUCACGUGACGUUUCACUAUGUUCUAUUUGUGUUCCUAUCUCAGUUUUCCACAACAUUAUGAUAUAAAGGUUGCCAUGUAAAUUUUUAAAAUACAUAAUAAUGUUUUAAGUUCUCGUGAUAAAUCUCGGUUUUUGUGCGUUUAUAUUUGUGCUGUGUUAUUGAAAUUUUAGUGUCCAGUGUCGUUUUCAGUGCUUAGUUAACUCACAAACAGCUUGAGUGCAUAUAUGAUUUUGAUGAACCAGAAUGGCCGGCCAUGUUCGCCGGGAACAAACGAAAGUCGUCAAACGUCAAAGUUAUGCAGCUGUUCCAUGAGCUAAAACAACAAUUCCCUACCAUUCCUGAUCAUAUUGUAACGUCCUGCAUAACUUCCUACAUACAGUCAAGUGCUCAAGAAAAGAAUAUCGUAGAGUAUUUAGAAACAACUCUAACAGACAGCAACGUAGGGCAGAUGGGACGAUCUUCUCAACAAUCGGAAUUACCUCCUCUAGAUAUUUCUCCUAACCCGCAAAUUGAAAACGUUUCGGCAAAAGCAAACCUGAAUACCGAUCGAACCCGUACCGAAAUGGACGAAAGUGGAAGUGAUGUUACUAAUCGAAAUACGAGUGAGCAAACGGAAACGACCACCAGAUCCGUAGCAAAACGACCUAAUUACCUUAAUAUAAAACCUAGUAUCAGUGAUGAAACAAGUGAAAAGAAAAAAACGUUCAAUAUUCAACUCUCCGAAAAGUGCAAAGACGUCCAUAAGUUGCUCAACUACGAAUUAAGUGAAAAACCACCGCGAUCUCCCCUAAGUGCCAAAAGGUUUGCUUCCAAAAACUCUCCAACCAAACCGGAAAAACACCCCGAAGCCCAUAAACGUCCUAGCUUAGAGCCAACCGUUAAAAAAGAAACGUGCUCGACACCCACGCAGACAACAGAUACCUUACUAGGAAGUCCGAAUGUGAAUCUUUCAUUAAACGUAAAUUGUUUGGUUGAUGUUGUACGCAGUCCAACGCAACAACGACGUACAACAGCUUUGCAAGUAACUCCCGCCCAACCGUGGUUACAAGCAUCUACAUCUCCGAGAAGCUUCACUAGUGUAAACUUAACUCUGAGGCCUCCAGCUUCAACUCCUCAAGACCCUAUCGACAUUACCUCGCAGAAUUCCAGUUUGACGUAUUCAACAAGUAGUUAUGAUUCACAAAAAGGACUUCAGAGUAGAUUACAGAUCACCGUUGGACCAAGUAAUGGCAGUGUUUCGUCAUUACGAAUUAGACCAAAUAGUUACCAUCUCGAAGACCAACCAGAACAACAGGAAAUAGUUCCUGUUAGAGCUGGAUCUCUUAAUAACCUGACAGUCAACACAGAACCACCUGUAACUUUGAAACAGCAAGCACGAAUAGAGAGAUUACGGAUAGAACUUAACACCGAAAAAGCCAAAUUAGUGAUAAUGCAACAGGAAAUUAAAGAAUUAGAGAAAAGUAGACUAGAAAGUGAAGUAAAUAUAGAAAUAGAGAGGCAGCUGCUACAGGAGAUAAAACAUCUUAGGUACCAAUGCAACGACUUGGAAUUAGACGGUGAAGCAUUUUAUAAUAACAUAUACACUGGUCAACAUAUAAAUGAAUUCCCCACUCCUCCACCAAGACUUCGACACAACAGCAGAAGACGUUUACCAUAUCAACCGCCUCCUGAUUUCGAAGGUCCGAAAUGGAACUGUGACGUAUGUACAUUCCUCAAUCAUCCCAUCUUGGACAAAUGUGAGCAGUGCGACUUUCCCAGAAUCCUACACGGUAUGAAACAACCCGAGGCAGUUAAUCCUAACCUGACAAUUGACGCCCUACGCAUGCUUAACCAGUUCGAUGUAGGCCAUGCUACUAGGUCUCUUAGUUUGAGUAACGUACCACAAGGACAGGUUACGAGACCCAUAGGGUUUGUUCUUAAAGAAAAUGAACCAACCACUUCUCUGCCAACGCAAAUUAAUACAAGCCGCUCUGCGCCAAGUUUGCUAAAUAAAUUAUUAAGUAACAAAAAUAAUGUUUAGUGCUUGCAGAUGUGUGACAGUGUUUACUAAUAAGACUAUUAUAAUAUUCAGUGAUAUAUUUGUGAUGUUUCAAAACUUACCUAUUACAUCAAAGUAAAUUUUUUACUUUGACUUUGAGAUUUUUUUAACAAGUAUUUUUAAAAAUAUUUUUUAAAAGUGGUAAUGUAGAAUUCUAGAUGCCUUGAUCUGUUCAAAUAUGUUUUCACAAAAAAUAUGUGUCUCAAUAUAUAUAUAUAUAUAUAUAUAUAUAUAUAUAUAUAUAUAUAUAUAUAUAUAUAUAUAUAUAUUCUGUGGAUGUGAAAUAAAAAUAGUUAAAAUGAAAUGACUAAACUAAGCAAUUCUUGAUUGUGCAAAAAAACAUCUCAAUAUCCUGUAGUUCACAAAUCUAAACCAUUUAAGUAACUUCGAAAAUAAAAUCAAUGAAACAACACAAAACAAUUAAAUGUGUCAUUUACAUGAAGAAGUAUCGUUUACAGAACAGAUUAAUUUUUUUGUCUAAUUGUACAUUGCAAUUGUCAACCCAACAUUAAAUGAAAUUGUAUUGUUGCCAAACAAAUAAUUCGUUUAAAAUGGAAACAAUAAUUCCAUGUUAUCCUCAGCUAUGUAUAAUUUACUAACCAAAUUUAUUCCUGUAUAUUAAAAAUAUCUUCUGUUUUCAUUUUACUUUUUCAGGGGGUCUGGUCCUACCCAUUUCAUCCACUAUCUUUUGUCAUUUCGCUCAAUUUCUCUAAUGUUUCUUUCCAGUCCCCAGUUCUUUUAUCCAUCUCUUUCUAAGUAUCUCCGUUUAUACAAAAAUAAAUUUUAUCCAGUAAUUUCUCAACCCAAUUUUCAAUCACGCUGAAAGUUUAUUAUAAUCAGAAUGUUAGAAUACGCAAUAUAUAACAUAGAGUACCAAAUAAGUUUUUGGGACAAUUUCAAAUUACCGUUGUUUUGAAUAUUUCAUAUAAAAAUCGAUGGCAUAAUUUAUUUUGUAUUUCUUCAUGUAAAUAUGCAAGAAUCACUGUAACAACACUUUUCAAUGAUCUGACCUCUUUAAACAUACAAACUUACUGAUUUCUGAAAUAAUUAACCGAUUCACACAUUUGAUAGACUUAAUUUCAAGCUAAAAAUAUUAAAUAAACGUCGAUAAAAAAACUUGUUUAACUUCAAUAAAUAAUCUUUAUUGAUAUUAGCUGAAUCAAAAUCUGGUCUUAGCUAUAUUGUAUCACCCAUAGCAUUCAAAUAACCUUUUUAUUAUACAUUAUAAAAUCCUUACCAACAGGGUGUUUGAAAUUAUUACCACAAAAUUCAGGUCAGUUUUUUCUAUAAUAAAAUUUUCCUUUUUGAGUGAAUUGCAAGGUGAUAUCUGAGCUCAUUAAAACUUUAAGCAGAAAAGAAUCUUCACAAUUUGUCAAAAUUACUCAUCAUUGAGACGCAUUAAUCGAGAAUUGAGUAGAACUUCAACUAGAGUGCAAUUGAGUUUUUAUUUUAUUUUUUUCUUGAAUUAAAAUGAAGCUUGAAAUUCUAUAAAGUACAAAAUUCUAAAAUUUGCAAAAAUGAAAUGAGGAUUCAAUUUUUUUUUGCUCGUUUUUUCUUCAAAAAGAAAUGAUAAAAAAUAGUAUAUCAUCAUAAACAACAGAAUAUAAUUUAUUUUGUGACAUAUCUUAUUUUUUAAUGGAAACAAUUCCAAUAAUAUCACCUUAUUUUUUCAAAAUACAGGGUGUUUAUUUAAAAAUAUGUCGGAAAAAAUAUUUAUAUCAAUAUUUAUACAACAUAUAUGUUGUAUAAAUAUUUUGUCAAAUAGAUAUAAUAAAUAAAA
This is a messenger RNA of Diorhabda sublineata, 3867 nucleotides long. RefSeq names its product TGF-beta-activated kinase 1 and MAP3K7-binding protein 2 (gene Tab2). The transcript has 4 exons. The record is from RefSeq and is a predicted model, not a curated record. Lineage: Eukaryota; Metazoa; Arthropoda; Insecta; Coleoptera; Chrysomelidae. The coding region runs from base 303 to 2069 and encodes 588 amino acids.